Messenger RNA from Egretta garzetta (little egret), 5607 nucleotides. RefSeq names its product protein kinase AMP-activated non-catalytic subunit gamma 2 (gene PRKAG2). Lineage: Eukaryota; Metazoa; Chordata; Aves; Pelecaniformes; Ardeidae. The record is from RefSeq and is a predicted model, not a curated record. The coding region runs from base 1 to 1668 and encodes 555 amino acids. The transcript is spliced from 20 exons.
AUGGGAAGCACUGCCAUGGACAAGAAGAAAGAUGCCUCCAGCAGCAGGAAAAGCUCCAGCCACAAGAAACUCAUGUUGCGAGUGCACAUCCCCGAUCUCAGCUCGUUUGCCAUGCCAUUCCUGGACGGUGAUGUGGAAAGCACAGACAAAAAUGCUUCUCGCAAGGUGGAAGAAAGCUACUCUGCUGGCAGUCCUUCCAAAGGCCUUUUCUCAAAAGGGCUCCAGAACCGACCUUCCAGCCCCGUUUCUGCCCCUGUGAGAUCCAAACAUAGCCCCGGCUCACCCAAAACAGUGUUCCCCUUCCCCUACCAGGAGUCUCCCCCACGCUCCCCACGCCGAAUGAGCUUCAGUGGGAUCUUCAGGUCCUCCUCCAAAGAGUCCUCCCCCAAUUCUAACCCGUCUACCUCUCCUGGGGGCAUCAAGUUUUUCUCCAGAUCAAGAAAAACCUCUGGCCUCUCCUCUUCUCCAUCUACCCCAACACAAGUGACCAAGCAGCCCACGUUUCCUCUUGAAUCCUAUAAGCAUGAGCCUGAAAGACUAGAAACACGGAUUCACUGUUCUUCACCUCCAGACACAGGGCAGAGAUUUUCUUUGCCUCCAUCUCAAAGCGCAGCCAAGCCUCCUAUCAUGACACCAGCUCCCUGUGCUACCUCAAAACCAGGCCAUAACACCACAGUAGGGAUUAUAGACCAAAUCACUUUGCUGGAUCAGGCACUUGAAGAAUCGGAAAGUGACAUUUAUGUGCGAUUCAUGAGGUCACACAAGUGUUAUGACAUUGUUCCAACAAGCUCUAAGCUUGUUGUUUUCGACACUACGCUACAAGUAAAGAAAGCCUUUUUUGCCUUGGUGGCAAAUGGUGUGAGAGCAGCUCCACUGUGGGAGAGUAAAAAACAGAGUUUUGUAGGAAUGUUAACGAUUACAGAUUUCAUUAACAUACUGCAUAGAUACUAUAAGUCUCCAAUGGUUCAGAUUUAUGAAUUGGAGGAGCACAAGAUAGAAACCUGGAGGGAGCUUUAUUUACAAGAGACAUUUAAACCUUUAGUGAACAUCUCCCCAGAUGCAAGCCUUUUUGAUGCUGUAUAUUCAUUGAUCAAAAACAAAAUCCACAGAUUGCCAGUUAUAGAUCCCGUCAGUGGAAAUGCACUUUAUAUACUUACCCAUAAAAGAAUCCUCAAGUUCCUCCAGCUUUUUAUGUCAGAGAUGCCAAAGCCUGCCUUUAUGAAGAAGAAUCUGGAUGAACUUGGAAUAGGAACAUACCACAACAUUGCCUUCAUACAUCCAGACACUCCUAUCAUUAAAGCCUUGAAUAUAUUUGUAGAGAGAAGGAUAUCGGCAUUACCUGUUGUGGAUGAGUCAGGAAAAGUUGUAGAUAUUUAUUCCAAAUUUGAUGUAAUAAAUCUUGCUGCUGAAAAAACAUAUAAUAACCUAGAUAUCUCGGUGACGCAAGCCCUACAGCACCGUUCUCAGUAUUUUGAAGGUGUUGUAAAGUGUAGUAUGCUGGAAACACUGGAGACCAUUGUGGAUAGAAUAGUGAAGGCUGAGGUGCAUCGUUUGGUGGUAGUGAAUGAAGCAGAUAGCAUUGUGGGUAUCAUCUCCCUUUCUGACAUUCUACAAGCUUUGGUACUCACACCAGCAGGUGCCAAACAAAAGGAGAAUGAAAGUGAAUGACUGCCGUGAAUGUACACACGUUUGUAGGAGAACUUGAACAAAGUUUCUGGGUCAAGUUUGUCUCAAGAACAGUGACUGCAAUAGAACAGAGCAGGAUGGUUGAGAAUGUGUAUUGGGACGUAGUGAUGGAUGAUGAGUCUAUUCCCCCCAGUGAUGUCGCAAAAAAAGCAGCAUGACAAAAGCUUAUGUUAAAAUGUAGGCUUGUAUUUCAAAAUGUCUUCAAAACAUUUGCUGGAAGACUUCACAUGAUGUCCUUCAUUAAAAUGCACUGUAUUCUGAAACUUCUUCAUUUUGUAUUUGACAGAAGUCACUGGUCAGCAAUGGAUAUAUGUGACAUAAGGCAAGUGUAUGGCAUAUUCAUAUCAUAGUGCCUUAUGUCAAAAUACAGCAAUAUGUCAUCACUGUUGCCCAUCACUGUCAAAGGAAGUGUUGUGCUAAACGAGACACUGUAUUUGAAUGUGAAAGUCUUUAAACCUAAAACCAAAUCAGUUUCAGUUCUCAUUAGAUUUGUCAUAAAAGCUGUAAUUUGAAUAUCGGUAGACUUCUUUAAAACUUCAAUGACAGUUUUUUGUGUUAAAUGUUGCAUUCUGAACUGAGAUGUAAAACAAGACUGAUUUUAAAAACAGCUUUAUUUAUUUUUACUUUCAUGACAAUUUUUUACACAUCUUUGGUGGAUAGCUAAAAUUUCACCAUAUCCAUUAAUAAACUGUUGAUUGUUAUACAAACAAGUGGGAGAUUUGCUCAUUAUUUAACACUUUGGAGUUGCAGAAGCUCUGGCCCGCUGAUCCGUAUCGCUUGAGCUGAAGAUUGCAGAAGCAUGGAUGGGAAAUGCUCUGUACUGUAGUGAGGUGCCAGGACACAGGCACCAUGGAGGAAGUGAGGUGCCAGAGAACAAUAUUUUCAUCUGUACUAAAGUGCAAGCAGCACCUACAGAUCGGGGACCGCAGCCAUGGCUCCAGGCGCUCCCUCUCUUUCCGCAGACCCGGCCGUGCUGUGGGGAGCCGGCAGUAAGCCCGCCCUGUGGCUGCUGAAAGCCUGCUCCCUAGCCUGGCUGAUCUCCCGUCCCGAGGACGUGAGACGCUGUAGGAAUGGAUUUUAUUUUAACGGACCAGACUGUAACACACGUGAUGGAUUUCUGUGCUUCCCUGUGCGCUUCUUUGCCCAGCAAGAGAUGUCUGUGGAAGAUGAUUAUUCUAAAGUGCUUCUUGGCCUUAGAAGGGAGCAGAUUAAGUAUGGGUUUUACCUACUCCGGAUAUUUUUAGCGGUUUAGGUGUACAAAAAUGUUUAUUAGACUUCAGCCCUCAGUAUUUUUCAGUAUCUAGAGAUGCUGUGAACUAACUUAGAGAAAUUAUCCUUUGCUGACAUUGAUCACCUGACCUAUGAAAAUAUUUUCCUGUUUUACUUCUGGAAUCUUCUCAGGUAAAAAAUCUGAGAUCUUUAAGCCCCCGCCAGACAGUAUUUGCUGUUCACUAGGAACUGAACUGCAGUUGUUGCGUAUCCGAGGCCUAUUCAUCUCUUACUUAGGAACAUUAUCCUGCUGGGAAUGUUUGGGUAAUGCAGAAAGAACCAGCCUCCCUUUCCAAGGCCUGAGCUCUUGUCCUCGCAGCAGACAAGAGGAAUCUGACUGAAGCGGUUCCAAGGCCACGCGUGGCUUUGAGCACGCUCCUCGCCAUCUUUGGAGAGAGCGUAGGGCAAGUCCGAGUCUCGGGUUUGGUCUGACUGGAAGUGAAACCACGUGCGCCUCAUCCUGUGCCACAGCAGGCUCUUUGACUGUUCGUGCUGAGCUCCCCCCUCAGUUUUGGAAGCCGUCUUACUUCAAAAGUUGACCUUUCACCAGACUGGACACUUACUAGGGGUAAUUUCCAGAGGAAAGUGUCGUUAUGAAUCAUUUAAUACUACCCUACUAUCCUCAUAAUGCGUAUUAUGCAAAAAGAGCGUUCCGCGGACGCUGCUCUUUGCUCUUAACUUCCGGUCUUAAUUUAAAUGCAGUUUUGCAAGUCAUUUUCCGAGUCCCCUUUUUGGUUUAUGAUGACUGCAGUCAGACCUGCUCCUGCUGCAGUGAAUGGGAACGGGUGACCUGUACUCACACAUCAAACUCGUUCCUUUAGAGGAGGAGGAGCUACAGAGCGCGUGCGUACCAGGGCCCGCAGCCUGUGACCUCAGUAGCCCCUGUGACUGGACUCGCAGGUACCAUUUAGUACUGAAUUAGUUCUUUAAUUAUUUUUUUUUUUUUUCCUACUGACAUUUUGCCGGUGUUUCUAGCUGAAUAUUGGAAAAAUACGAUCAUUAGAAAAUGCAGGCAGGAAUAGGACAAGUGUUAAGAUUGAACUUUGUAACCUCUGGGCAGCAAAGCCUGUGCUGUACACGUGGCAGCGCGCCCAACGCAAACAGUGGCCUUGCUGCAAAAAACUCCUCGGGAAGCGCCCGGUUUGCCAAUGGACGGGGCAGGGAAUUACAUGGGUAAUUGCUGUUACAGGUCGGAGCUGUUCUGCAUUUGGAACCCAAGCAGCAGCGUGUUUGUGGGUUUGAAUGUGCUGCGUUAUCAUAAAAAUGCGUGACUGCUGGGCUACGCUUACUCCACUAAACCCGUCACUGGUUUUCCUCUAUCACAGCAAAGCAGAUCUAGGCAAGGCAAGCCAGACACGUUCCCUUUUCUCAGCCUCCCUCAACCUCUGCUCCCCAUCUCACGGCGCACACGUACUCCGUAGUCGCCGUUCUCCCUUUUCGUAUUUCCUCUUUCAGAACCUCAGCCAUACCCGAUGUGUGGCAUCCAUUCACCAUGCCUGUUGUUCGCUUGGUUACAAUAAAAUUAAUUUAUCAUCUGAAUGGAUACGAAGGCUACAUUUGAUUUGAAGGAGUAUUGGCGGAGUGGGAUACAAAGCAGGCCUGGAAUACAGCCAGCGCGUAGGCGUGUGGUUUACGGCGCUUGUCCCAAAGUUCUCUGAACUCCUUUGCGGUUCUCAGCACAGCUUGGAAAUGCUGUAGAAGUGAAGAAGCUGGAGCAGGACCAAGGGAACACACAGGCAAAGCCCGAAUCCCCAGCACUACCACUGCUAUGGAACGCUGCACCGUGAAAUCACAACCUGAACGUCACGCUGAGGUGGUUGGAGGGGGAGAGCGUUUUGGUGACGGGCCACGGGGUGUGAAGCUGUUCAGCCCUACGCAUAGGCAUGGGAAGAGUUCAAACGAAGCGCCGUGCCCUGGUCAGACGCGUAGGACAUGGGCUUCACUGCCAGAGGCGUGCUCUCCCUUUGCACCAGAGCAGUCCAGGAAGCCCUUAAGGUUAACCUUGAAGAUUAAGGAGAAAGGCGAUGGUGGCCUUCUCACCAUCCAGAUGCUCUCAUCUCGGCUAACGCUGCUGCUGCUGGAGUAGCCGUAGCCCGGAGCGCUCCCAAAGGCCACUCAGCGCUGCCACCACAGCCCAGAGUGUGGAGAAGCAACGCAAGUUCCCUGAAAGCUUUGUAUUUGGAGUGUCCUAGUCAAGGUAGAACAAAAUACUUGCAUGAUCUGAUGGAACAAGGAUUAUUAGCCCAUUCUUUCCAAAGAACCAGCAAGAGAAGAGAAUUUUCAUUUUUCUAAAAAGUUUAAAAAACAGCCUUGCCCAGGAAAGAGGGGUUCUGUGUUCCUGCUGCAACAUGGGCUGAGUGAGCGUGGAGGGUGCGCUAAGGUGGGACAACUCUACUGUAAUCAGAGGCUGUAAAUAAAGCAGCUGAAGGGGGGGAGCAGAAACCCUGCGGUAAUGAGCUCCUAAAUGAGAGUGAACAAGUGCGAGUUAAGAGAAGCAGAUAGAGAAGGGUACGAAAGGUGGGUGGGUUAAGAAAAGGAGAGUAAGGGAAAAGACCUAAUCAAGGAAAGUGUGGCGUCAAGGAGGGAGCAAACCCAGAAACUCAGAAGUCAAAAAAUAUCGGUGCUUACCCACUCCCUGCUCUGAGCUUGUGG